Messenger RNA from Cebus imitator (Panamanian white-faced capuchin), 966 nucleotides. It is a transcript of the gene CUNH2orf15, whose product is annotated as chromosome unknown C2orf15 homolog. The record is from RefSeq and is a predicted model, not a curated record. The transcript is spliced from 3 exons. Lineage: Eukaryota; Metazoa; Chordata; Mammalia; Primates; Cebidae. Bases 284 to 559 code for a protein of 91 amino acids.
CCCAGAGCUGCAGCCAGGGCCCAUUUUGAGGGAGGCUUCCAGGUCCAGUCCUCCCGCUGCAGCCUGCUGGUAGCAAGCCGACCUGUCCGGAUGACAUAGAUACUAGGUUUUUACAGCAAUUCUCUGAUGACCUUGAUAUGGUAGAACGCUGUGUAUUUCAAAAGUAAGCUCUCAUUUGAGGAAACUAACAAUUCCUGGUUUUGCCAGCAAUCAAGUUGAAGAAACGUUUCCACUACUUAAAAAGGUACCUCCAAAUUACUUUCAUAUUUGUUCAGCUAUCCCAAUGGGAUUUUCACUUAGUAAAUCUGCUACUCAGGUAUCUGCUAUAUGUAUGGAUUCAAAAGUGGAUGAUCACCUAAUACAAGGGACUGAAAAAAGCAGGCUGGAACCAAUGACUCAGUUAUUUCAAAACACCAAGAAAAUAAGAUUAGAAGACACAAAUCAAGAAAACAUUACAAGGAUUGAAGGGACUGGCACAGGAUCUCUUUCUGAGAAAGCCUUGGGUUCAGUGGUAUACGUCAAAGAAAGUGAUGGACUAGAAGUGACAGAUGUGGAAUGAAGCAAUUUGUAUGUAUUUUCAAUUUGUACGUAUUGCCUUUGAUUACCAGGGGGUAUUGAAAGAGAACUUAACCUUAUUAGGAAACCCUAACAAAAUGACGGAAGACUAUUGCUUUAUUUUUCACUAUUUAUCAAUCAUCUUACACUGCAUUUUUUGAUGAUGCCUAUUCAAAAGGCAGUUGCUUUAAGGAGAAAAAGCCUUCCAAAUUCAAAGCAGAUUUCCCUGAUAUUAUAUCUUUCUUAAAAAUGAGAGUUAUUUAGUAACAGUAUUUGAAUGGCAUCAAAACAUUUCCAUUUUAAUGUAUUUCUUUAACAGGUGGUUAAAAAAAAAAGUGUCCAAGCAGCCAGGCACGGUGGCUUAUGCCUAUAAUCCUAGCACUUUGGGAGGCUGAAGCAGGUGGAUCACCU